Amphimedon queenslandica is the source of this 804-nucleotide messenger RNA. RefSeq names its product UPF0469 protein KIAA0907 homolog. NCBI's taxonomy places the organism in Eukaryota, Metazoa, Porifera, Demospongiae, Haplosclerida, Niphatidae. The annotation marks the transcript as partial. Gene Ontology annotation, molecular function: RNA binding. The transcript has 8 exons. Gene Ontology annotation, cellular component: nucleus. The record is from RefSeq and is a predicted model, not a curated record.
CGGAGUGUAAAACUAUUCAAAAUGGCGGACGAACCAGUGAAGAAGAAAAGACGUUCAAAAUGGGACCAACCGGCGGCCCCUCUUGACGACAACAGCUCCUCCUCCUCUACUAAUGACAAGGUUGAUCCUAGUGUGUCUGCCGCCUGUGCUGCUGCCCGUAUUAAUGCGAUGCUGGAGGCCAAGGGGAAAAUCAAUAAGAUGGCUUUAGAUGUUAGCGCUAGUAAUGUGGGCGUGUCUAAAGAGGUUCCCCCAGCGGAAAUAGAAAUUAACGACUCGGAAGCAAGGGGUAUUUUGACAAAGGGUCCUACGUUGAGCGAAAUUUCAAGAGGAACUGGAGCAGCUGUGUCUGUUAGAGGACGAUACAUGACACCAGCUGAGAAAGCCAACAGUACAACAGAUGAUCGUCCACUUUAUCUAUCUGUACAAGCACCUAAUCAGUCAUUUAUUAAUGCUGCAGUACAGAAGAUUAGGAAUAUCAUGUACCAGAGUGAGUGUGGCAGUCCCAAUAAUUUAUUAGCUACUAAGCCACACCUACCAAUUAAACCGACCAGUAGCAUUUCCCCUACUAGUGUGCAUCACUACAUUCAGGAUAAAGUGUUCAUUGGUUUAGAUGAUGUUGAUAACUCGUUUGGACUAUUGGACAGACUCCAGGGACCAGAUGGCUGCUAUUUAAGUCACAUAACUAGUACUACCGGAGCUAAAGUCUUUUUGAGAGGGAAAGGAUCCAAGUAUAUUGAACCAACCUCAGGGAAGGAAUCCUUUGAAGCUCUUUAUUUAUUUAUUAGUCAUCCUAGUUCUGAUGGA